GGCAGAAGCAUGCAUUUGACAGCAUGCCCGAACAAAAUAAAAACAUACGCAACCCCAGCCGAAAUCCACCGGUGAAGCCGCACGCGUUCCGGAUUUGUUUUCCCAGGCCAAACAAAAAAACACCAUAAAAAUGUUAGGCAACGUUGUGAAAAUGCUCGGAACCAGUUCCCUCUGCAGCACACAAUCGGUGCUGGUACAAUCGUCGCGGAACACGUUCGUGCUGAAGCGUCGCUUUCCACCAAACCUGUACAAGAAAAAUCAAAAGCCGGGAAAGCUACGGGGACGCCACUUUGUGUACGAUUUGGUGGAGGAUACGACCAUCACGAAAAAGCCAAACCUGGAGGUGGUGCUUACCGCGUUUGUGGAAGGCAUCGGAUCGAAGGGCGAUGUAGUUUCGCUGAAGCCAAACGUUGCGUACAACAAGCUUCUGUUGCCGGGAUUGGCGGUUUACAAAACGCCCGAAACCGUUGCCAAAUAUGCAACCGAGAAGGAUGAGAAGGAAGUUGAGGUGCACAGUUCGGCGUAUGCACAGCGGACGGUAAACAAGCUGGAAAGCCUCAUACUGGCGGUGGUCAUGAACAAGGACCAUGCGUGGACCAUCGAACCGUGGCACAUUAAAGCGUCGCUCCGCAAAGCCGGAUACUAUGUGCCGGAAAGUGCAAUAACCCUGCCCGAAACUCCCAUCACCGGACCGGAUCUACUGAAGCAAAACAAAGAGUUUUACUGCACGGUUACGAUUAACAACCUGGAGAAGGCACGGGUACGGUGCCGGAUCCAUCAUUGGAGUACGGAACCGAGCGAACGAUUGCCGUACGUGUUUGAGCACUGGAAGCUGGAUGCGGAACCACUGUUCGGAAGCGAUGCUGCGGACAGUAGGAAGUCAACUGAGCCACAGAAAAGCAAAGAUUAAUGUGAGUAAGUUGCAGUGCUGCUACAAGGGGUAAAAAAUAGAGACAAAGGUUAACUAUGAUCGAGA
Molecule: messenger RNA, 976 nt
Organism: Anopheles stephensi (Asian malaria mosquito)
Lineage: Eukaryota; Metazoa; Arthropoda; Insecta; Diptera; Culicidae
Gene: mRpL9
Product: 39S ribosomal protein L9, mitochondrial
Exons: 3
Coding region: 131-910 (259 amino acids)
Biological process (GO): translation
Cellular component (GO): mitochondrion; ribosome
Molecular function (GO): structural constituent of ribosome
Source: RefSeq, a predicted model, not a curated record